AGGAGAGAGAGAGCGGGAGAGAGAGGGUGUGUGUGUGUGUGUGUGUGUGUAGGAGAGAGAGAGCGGGAGAGAGAUGUGUCAUCAUCGAUUGCGCUAGUUCCUCCUCCUCCUUCUACUGAUUGUGCUUGUGUGUAUGUGUGUGUGUGUGUGUGUGUUCAGGGUUUAGCUGUGUGUGUGUGUGUGUGUGUGUGUGUGUGUGUGUAAUCACACAGGCAAACCACCCCAGUGAGUGUCGGUGUUUAGGGAUCGGUAUAUAAACCGCGGCGCGUCUCUUCUUGGUCACUGGCGCUUUACGCACUGAAGCCAUCGCGAGCGGAUCCUCUUCACUCCGGUGGAACUGACAAUGCCUCACGACUGGGGAUACGGAGCGGAUAACGGACCGGACACAUGGCACGAGAAGUUUCCGAUAGCUAACGGACCCCGCCAGUCUCCCAUUGACAUCGUGACUGCUGAGGCUCGGUAUGACCCUGAGCUCAGGCCACUCACACUGCGUUAUGAUCCAUCAGUUUCUCUGGACAUCAUCAACAAUGGCCACUCCGUCCAGGUCACUUUCGCAGAUGACAAGGACGCAUCAACUCUGACAGGGGGGCCCAUAACCGGCACCUACAGACUUAAACAGUUCCAUUUUCACUGGGGAUCUAGCGAUGAUAAAGGCUCCGAGCACACAGUUGAUGGAAAACUGUACCCUGCUGAACUUCAUCUAGUUCACUGGAAUACCACAUAUCCCAACUUUGGAGAAGCUGCUAGCAAGUCUGAUGGCCUCGCCGUGGUUGGAGUCUUCUUGGAGAUUGGUGCUGAAAACCCUCAACUCCAGAAGGUUAUUGAUGUACUGGAUGCCAUUAAAGCAAAGGCAAGUUCUGUGGGACUUUUAUGUUAAGGACUAAUGUUGUUGAUUUAUUCUGAGAUAAACUGGCUAGUCAUGAUUUUCUGGAUUUCCUCCCAGGGAGCGCAGACGUCAUUUGCAGACUUUGACCCCACUACGCUGCUGCCUAACGCUCUGGACUACUGGACAUACGAUGGCUCCUUGACCACACCCCCACUGCUCGAGAGUGUUACAUGGAUCGUCUGCAGGAAGUCAAUCAGUGCUAGCCCUGCACAGAUGGAGAAAUUCCGUAGCCUGCUCUUCUCUGUGGAGGGGGAGCCCGAGUGCCAUAUGGUGGAUAACUACCGCCCACCUCAGCCUCUGAAAGGUCGUGAAGUCCGCUCAUCUUCCAAAUGAGCUGCUCCUGGAUUCUUAAGCCUGCCCCUGACCCCUGUCAUGUUGUUUGGUUUUUACAUUAGAAUAAUAUUUCCCUGCCAUCUGACAAGAGCACUACUAAGUCUUUGCUUUUUUUACGCUCCAUUGUAGAUAUAUAGUCAGCGGAAGAAUAAUUUGCUUCUGUAUAUAUUGGGUAUGGUGUCUGGCUCAUCGUAAUCAAGAUUCACCAAAACAUACACACAUGCAAACCAAAUGUCUAACUCCAUGCUGCAGUGAAGUGGGCCAUCUGUCAUGGUUAUCUCUCUCUGCCUGCUUCAGGAUCAUGGCAGCUUAGCAAAAAGCAGCUUACCACCAUAACAUCCCUUAAAGCAUCUCUUUUACAGAUAUACCGUACUUUGCAAGCCUUUCGGUCAUGCAGUUUUCUAAUGAAAUCACUGUUCCAGGUUUCUUGGAGAACUUCAUACAGUUCUUCUUCUUCUCCUUGGUCUAUUAGCUACUACGGUCCUGUAACAGUGAAUGAAAAAAAAUCUUUUGAAAUCUAAUUUCUUUCUUUUCUACUGACACUAAUGCAGUAAAUACAAAUUAGGCAAUGUAAGACAAAACGUAUAUUGCCUACAAUAUUCGCACAGUACUGUAUAUGAGUCACGGUGUCAUGCCUACACUGAAAAACACGCACACGUACGAUAUCUGCACAACAGAGGAGGAGUAUGGUGGUUAACGCUUGAGUAUCGAAUCCUCAAAACGGAAGUUAGUUUCACAUUUGAUGUCUUCUAGAGCAGCUUAGAAUGAACUGUGAUCCUUGUGUGAAAGCAUAUGUAUGUAGUGUAUGUUCACUUUUUAAUGAUUCCCUAAAGAUACCUAAUGAACACAUUGCUGCUGUUGAGUUGUCCUUAAAGGAAGGGCUGGUGCAAAAAAAUAUGCAUACUAUUUUACUACAGACCACAGUCAGCUCACUGAAACAUGUUCAUUCAGCAAAAUAUGACGUUUUUAACAUUUCCUUCCUUUUCUCAUUUUGUUGCAUGAAAUCACGGGACCAGAGAAUUUGUGGCGAUUCGUUGAACUUGAACGUUUCAGACGUGUUGACUGUGUUAGAUCUGGAAUGAUUCUGACAUACUGUUAUUUAGGAUAUGUUAGGACCACAUUAUGCUAAACGCUAAAUUAUUAGAUGAUUUUAAUUAAAUAUGCUAUACAUAUAUUCAAUUACAUUAUAUAUUUUAAUGUCAAUUUUUGUGCACUAAAUAAGACAGCUAAUAAAAAAACCAAAUAACUUGUCAUACUAGAAUGUUUAUACUUAUAUUUAUAUUAAUUAGAAUCUUUAAAUAAAGUGCUUAGCAUGCUUGAACUCAUAA
Messenger RNA from Ictalurus furcatus (blue catfish), 2547 nucleotides. RefSeq names its product carbonic anhydrase 2. The record is from RefSeq and is a predicted model, not a curated record. The transcript is spliced from 6 exons. Lineage: Eukaryota; Metazoa; Chordata; Actinopteri; Siluriformes; Ictaluridae. Gene Ontology annotation, cellular component: cytoplasm. Gene Ontology annotation, biological process: carbon dioxide transport. Bases 344 to 877 code for a protein of 177 amino acids. Gene Ontology annotation, molecular function: carbonate dehydratase activity; zinc ion binding.